AUGCGUUUCACAAGGACGCUGCUCAAUUCGCAGCCGGCUCGACUGACACUUUUCACCCGCGCGCAAUGCGGUCUAUGCGAUACCGCGAAGUUGACCCUUUCUCAGCUCCAGCAGCGCCGGACCUUCCGCUACAACGAGGUUGAUAUCAUGGCACCGAAGAACAAGAAAUGGAAGGAUGUUUAUGAGUUUGAUGUACCCGUGCUUCAUGUUCAACCUGCAAACUCGGACGAGGAAUCCAAGCUACGGAAGCUAUUCCACCGAUUCUCUGAAGUGGAAAUUGUGAAGGUGGUUGACGAAGUCGUUUCCGUCGCAAAAUAUCAUGGCCACGAAUUCGCAGAAUCCAUCAAAUGCUUCGGUAAUGAGAAGACUGCGACCUCGGCCAAAGAAAGUCCCACCAUGAUAGCGAUCUGUACUCGCAGGCCUGUUGCAUGUACGGCACGCCGUUCUCGGCGGUUCAUAAAUGGCAAACCAAGCUGGCCAGUAGCCUACUGGGAAGUUGAGGCCGCAUACCAGAAAUGCAAGAGGGAAAUGUUAAAUUCGAAGACUGGGUACAUGCUCGCAAGUGAGCAUGCACUGAGUGACAAUCUCGCUGUCGCUGUUGAUGAGUUCUACAUAAUCACCAAUCGUGCCAUUAGCUCGAGGGUCAUGCUGUAA
Talaromyces stipitatus ATCC 10500 is the source of this 654-nucleotide messenger RNA. RefSeq lists its product as uncharacterized. NCBI's taxonomy places the organism in Eukaryota, Fungi, Ascomycota, Eurotiomycetes, Eurotiales, Trichocomaceae. The record is from RefSeq and is a predicted model, not a curated record. The transcript has 4 exons. The coding region runs from base 1 to 654 and encodes 217 amino acids.